UUGUCUCUGGUUCGUGUUUUGUAUGAAAAUUUUAUGAAGGCUCGACCGAUAAAUCUCGUAAAACAUUUACAAGUAAAAAUAAUGUUUCUAUUAUUGCUAUAAUUCCGUGAGGCGUGAAGUUUAUUCGUUAUAUUUAAAACGUGUCUUGCAUCAAACCGAUCUUAUGAUUAAAUAGUUUUAUUUGGUCAGCCAUCAUGUCUGCUGAAUCUGAUAUGGAAUAUUCAGACAAUGACGGAGAUGACUACGAUUAUUAUGGUGAACAAGACGACUGUGACAUGGAAGCAGUAGACCGAAGUAAAUCAGAUCCUGAAUAUUUUGUAUUUUCUUGUCUAAGAGUGGAGGAAGUGGAGAAGUUGCUAAACGAAUCCAUAGAACUGCUAAGUAAUAGCCUACAAAUAACGCCCUCCCUGGCUAAGGUGAUGCUUCAUGCUUAUGAAUGGAAUGCCCAAGAGAUAUUAAAAAAGUAUCAAGAGAACGCGAAUGAAGUACUGGUGUACAGUCGCGUGAAGCCCAGCUUGCCUCUCCCGCAAGGAAACAGUAGUCAGUCUGUGUGUGCGGUGUGUGCAGGUGUUCCUUCAGUAAACAAAUACAGUGCACUCGCAUGUAUGCACUAUUUUUGUGAUGACUGUUGGGGUAUGCAUUUUGAAGUACAAAUUAUGCAAGGUGUAUCAAACACAAUACAAUGUAUGGCCCAGGAUUGUGAAGUUAGAGCUCCAGAAGAUUUUGUAUUAUCUCAUGUAGCUAAACCAGCUAUAAGGGAGCGUUAUCAACAGUUUAUGUUUAAGGACCAUGUUAAAUCUCACCCACAACUUAGAUUUUGUCCUGGGCCCAAUUGUCAGUGGAUUUAUCAAGCAUGGGUUCGUGUAGGAGCUCGCAGGGUGGAGUGUCGUGGCUGUGAACUUCUUACUUGCUUCUCUUGUGGAGCUCCGCAUCAUGCUCCCACAGAUUGCGCUACUAUACGUCGCUGGCUCACUAAAUGUGCCGAUGACUCAGAAACUGCCAAUUAUAUAAGUGCCCAUACAAAGGAUUGCCCAAAAUGCCAGAUAUGCAUUGAAAAAAAUGGAGGCUGUAAUCAUAUGCAAUGUGGUGCUUGCAGACAUGACUUUUGUUGGGUGUGUUUGGGUGAUUGGAAAAGUCAUGGCUCUGAAUACUAUGAGUGCAGUCGCUACAAAGAAGAUCCAAACUUAGGUACUGACAAUCAACAUGCACAGGCAAGAGAGGCUUUAAAAAAAUAUUUACAUUAUUAUGAGAGAUGGGAAAAUCAUGCAAGGUCUUUAAAAUUGGAGGAACAAACACUUGCAAGCUUAAAAAGUCGUAUUAAUCAGAAGGUGAUGGCUGGAGAAGGGACUUGGAUAGAUUGGCAAUAUCUUUGGGAUGCAGCAAGGCUUCUGAAGCGUUGUAGAUAUACUCUACAAUACACUUAUCCAUUUGCCUAUUACAUGGAAAAUGGCCCUAGGAAAGAACUGUUUGAGUAUCAACAGGCUCAGUUAGAGGCAGAAAUUGAAAAUCUGUCCUGGAAAGUAGAAAGAGCAGAAACAACAGACAGAGGUGAUUUAGAAAAUCAAAUGGACAUUGCAGAAAAAAGACGGACAACUUUGCUCAAAGACUUUUUAGAAUUUAACACAAAUAGCGCCUCUAGUAGCAAAGUAUAAUGAGACUAAAUUAUUCUAAGCUGUAAGGAAACAAAAGCAAUGAAUGAGCACCUCUGUGUAUAAUAUUUCAGUAAGCUAGAUUUUUCUUUGCCAAAGUAUAUUUAUUAACACUUUGCAAUAAAAUAGUUUAAAAUGAA
Messenger RNA from Bicyclus anynana (squinting bush brown), 1789 nucleotides. It is a transcript of the gene ari-2, whose product is annotated as potential E3 ubiquitin-protein ligase ariadne-2. Gene Ontology annotation, cellular component: ubiquitin ligase complex; cytoplasm. Bases 195 to 1652 code for a protein of 485 amino acids. The record is from RefSeq and is a predicted model, not a curated record. Gene Ontology annotation, molecular function: zinc ion binding; ubiquitin conjugating enzyme binding; ubiquitin protein ligase activity. Lineage: Eukaryota; Metazoa; Arthropoda; Insecta; Lepidoptera; Nymphalidae. The transcript is spliced from 8 exons. Gene Ontology annotation, biological process: positive regulation of proteasomal ubiquitin-dependent protein catabolic process; ubiquitin-dependent protein catabolic process; protein polyubiquitination.